Messenger RNA from Desarmillaria tabescens, 2066 nucleotides. RefSeq names its product ribonuclease H. Gene Ontology annotation, cellular component: nucleus. The transcript is spliced from 8 exons. The record is from RefSeq and is a predicted model, not a curated record. NCBI's taxonomy places the organism in Eukaryota, Fungi, Basidiomycota, Agaricomycetes, Agaricales, Physalacriaceae. Gene Ontology annotation, molecular function: exonuclease activity; nucleic acid binding. The coding region runs from base 6 to 1940 and encodes 644 amino acids.
CUCUCAUGAAAAGGGCCCAACUCUCGCCGAAUAGGGCAGAACCCAAGCUAAAGAAGGCCAAAGUGUCGACAGCAGUUGCGGAGCAGGUGGUGAAUGAUGUUGCCGUGGAGGACGACGGCGAAUGGACAAAGGUGGAGAGGAGAAAACACAAGAAGGCCAAGAAAACAGCGGUGAAGAUGGAUAUGACAGUACCGCGAUUCAUGUACUCGAAUGCGGAUAUCACUCAGCGACACCGUGCCGUAGGGAUAGAGGAAAUUCGCGAUCUUUCUUUGCACAUUAUUGCGGAUGCGCCACCGCCGAACUGGUUACGAAUAGACAAUGCACCCUUGAUUCCAAAGAUUAUUGUCCUCCUCAUUCCAGGACUUACCACGGAACUUCUCUCGUUACCUCCAUUUCCAACGUCUCCCCUAGUCAAUCCCAACGUUCCCAUACCGAUACCCUUACCACCCAAGGUCGUGUCUGGAGGUCCGACUACCAAUGUCCCUUUCAUUGCUUCUACAUUUAGCCAUGCCUGUCCAACUCGUGCACCUGGUGACCAGACCCGCAUGCAUAGCGUUUUGAACACAUUCUUUACUGUACCGAUCAGCGCGACGGAGAAGAAGAAGCGGGAGGAGCAAAAAGCAAAAUCAGAAUAUCUACAAAUCAAUGACCCUGCGCAGUAUCUAUUAACCAAAGAGCAGAUGAUUGAGCAUGACUACCCUCUGCCAUCAUAUAUGGCAGACGUAUUCCAGAAGCCGGAUGAUACCUGGCUGGAAACACCGGAAGAGCCCCGGGAAAGCCUCUUGACAGCACCAGAUCAGAAGAAGCAGCUUGCUCGAAAAAUAUAUUCCCUAGAUUGUGAAAUGUGCAUGACAGAAGACGGUAAAGAGCUAGCGAGAGUUUGCAUCAUCGAUUUCCGCUCCGGAACCGUGAUAUAUGACCAACUAGUCAAGCCUUCCAAACCUAUCACGGACUACCUGACACGAUGGUCAGGUAUCACAGCCGAAGCUUUGGCUCCCGUGACGACGACGCUGUCGCAAGUCCAAGCGCACCUUCUCCGCAUCCUGAGCCCAUCAGCCACCGACCCUUCAUCAACUCCGUUCCUAACCCCCAUCCUUCUUGGUCAUUCUCUCGAGUCGGAUCUACGAGCGCUUAAGCUCUGCCACCCUUUCUGCAUUGACACAGCUGUUAUAUUCCACCACCCUCGUGGCCGCCCUCUAAAACCCGGCUUAGCUUGGCUCACUAAAAAGUGGUGCGGACGCGAAAUCCAAACGCACGGUGAGGGUGGACAUGAUCCGGAAGAAGAUGCGGGCGCGUGCGUAGAUUUGCUGAAGAAAAAGUUAGACAACGGCCCCUCGUUUGGUGAAUUCAAGACUGAUUAUGAAUCGAUCUUUGAACGAUUGGCGAGGUCAAAACGGAGGGCAGGAGGACCAAUAGGUAGCAUCAAAGGUGCUGUGAUUGACCAUGGGAAUCCGAGUGUGAUGCACGGAAAUAAGGCCACAACAAGUAUAGGGUGCAAGGACGACGAUGAGGUGCUCAAAGCCCUGCUAGAGGUUGUCCCAUCGCAUCAUUUCGUAUUUGCGAGGUUCAUGGCAUUGGCUAAUAUACUAGGGUGGACUACGCCGAAACAAUCUCCUGAUUCCCCACCUUCAGAGCCAGCACCACCACCGUCAGCCGAGCAACUCGGCGCGGUCUUAGAUGUCCUCAAUGCGCACCUUAAGACGCUCCACGGUGCGCUUCCUUCGCGAACAGCGUUAAUAAUCUUCACUGGUCACUCCGAUCCACGUCGUAUGGCCGCGCUAAAUGCACAAAAAGCAGCUUUUGAGACUGCCAUACGGAGUGGCAAGCUCAGCGAUGGGCUGCAACCCGAAGAGCGGUGGACGGCAGCGCAUGUAAGAGAGCUAGAGUCAGCUGUUGAGGUGACGAAGCGUGGGCUGUUAUUUUUGGGUGUAAAACCCUAGUUGUAUGUUUUGACUGGUUUGACUUAAUGCUUGAGCCCUGCUUUUGAUAUGCUGAAAUUAUUGCGAAAAUUAUUGCGAAGGAACGGCCCUGCGUGUUGUGCCACGCCUGAAAUUCCUAAGACGCCG